This is a messenger RNA of Alternaria burnsii, 1383 nucleotides long. Its product is annotated as 26s protease regulatory subunit 6a. Gene Ontology annotation, cellular component: proteasome regulatory particle, base subcomplex. Bases 1 to 1383 code for a protein of 460 amino acids. Lineage: Eukaryota; Fungi; Ascomycota; Dothideomycetes; Pleosporales; Pleosporaceae. Gene Ontology annotation, molecular function: ATP hydrolysis activity; ATP binding; proteasome-activating activity. The transcript has 3 exons. The record is from RefSeq and is a predicted model, not a curated record. Gene Ontology annotation, biological process: proteasome-mediated ubiquitin-dependent protein catabolic process.
AUGUCUACACUCGAAGAUCUCGACGACAUCGAGCGUCACGAGAAGGAAGAGAAGAAGGACGAUGAUAAGAAAGACGGAGACAAACAAGGAAAGAAGGCCGAUGGCGAUGCAGAGAUGGAGGACGCGGAGCCAGAGGAGGAGCAGCUCGACGAGGAAAUCCUCAACUCAAGCACACGAGACAUCGUUGCACGAAGGCGGUUACUGGAGAAUGACAUGCGCAUCAUGAAGAGCGAGUACCAACGACUCACACACGAAAAGGCCUCAAUGAACGAGAAGAUCAAGGACAACCUAGAGAAGAUCGAGAACAAUAGGCAACUACCCUAUCUCGUUGGAAACGUCGUCGAGAUUCUUGAUCUGGACGUCACCGAAGAAGCCGCUGAGGAGGGAGCAAACAUCGAUUUAGACGCCACCCGCGUCGGCAAGUCGGCCGUUAUCAAGACCUCUACGCGACAGACCAUCUUCUUGCCCCUCAUCGGACUAGUCGAUCACGAGAAGCUCAAGCCCGGUGACCUCAUUGGUGUGAACAAGGACUCAUACCUCGUUCUCGAUACAUUACCCGCAGAGUACGACAGUCGGGUGAAGGCUAUGGAAGUUGACGAGAAGCCGACUGAGAAGUACACUGAUGUCGGAGGUCUGGACAAGCAGAUUGAGGAGCUUGUCGAGGCUGUAGUCUGGCCUAUGAAGGAGGCUGAGCGAUUCAAGAAGAUUGGCAUCAAGGCGCCAAAGGGUGCACUGAUGUACGGCCCUCCUGGUACCGGAAAGACUCUUCUCGCCCGAGCCUGCGCUGCGCAAACCGACGCCACGUUCCUCAAGCUCGCCGGUCCACAACUCGUACAGAUGUUUAUCGGUGACGGUGCAAAGUUGGUCCGUGACUGCUUCGCUCUGGCGAAAGAAAAGGCCCCCUCAAUCAUCUUCAUCGACGAGUUGGAUGCCGUCGGUACAAAGCGAUUCGAUUCCGAGAAGUCCGGAGACAGGGAAGUUCAGCGAACCAUGUUGGAGUUGCUGAACCAGUUGGAUGGUUUCGCCUCAGACGACCGUGUUAAGGUCCUUGCUGCGACGAACCGAGUCGACGUCUUGGAUCCUGCUCUGCUACGGUCUGGACGUCUGGACAGGAAGAUCGAAUUCCCGCUACCCAACGAGGAGGCUCGCGCACAGAUCAUGCGCAUCCACUCGCGGAAGAUGACGGUUGACGACGCUGUCAACUGGCAAGAGUUGGCGCGUAGUACCGACGAGUUCGGCGGUGCGCAGCUGAAGGCUGUGUGUGUCGAGGCUGGUAUGAUCGCUCUCCGGACUGGUCACCAGAAGAUUAGUCACGAGCAUUACGUUGAUGCUAUUGCUGAGGUGCAGGCUAAGAAGAAGGACACGGUCAACUUCUACGCUUAA